Alosa alosa (allis shad) is the source of this 791-nucleotide messenger RNA. Its product is annotated as myelin and lymphocyte protein-like. NCBI's taxonomy places the organism in Eukaryota, Metazoa, Chordata, Actinopteri, Clupeiformes, Clupeidae. Gene Ontology annotation, molecular function: structural constituent of myelin sheath. Gene Ontology annotation, cellular component: membrane. The coding region runs from base 9 to 482 and encodes 157 amino acids. The record is from RefSeq and is a predicted model, not a curated record. The transcript has 5 exons. Gene Ontology annotation, biological process: myelination.
UGUUAACCAUGGACAUGGACACAGGUUACAGGCAGCGCUUGCCCACUGGCUUUGCCAUAUUCACAUCAAUACCAGACAUGUUUUAUCUGCUAGAGAUCGUCUUUGGUGGUCUGGUCUGGACUCUGGUGGCAUCCACAUUUAUUGAGCCUCAUAACCCUCAGGCAUGGGUGAUGACAGUGUCCGUUUUCUGUUUCUGUAUGACUCUCAUCUGGAUGUUUGUCUUUAUCUGUGGAACACACCACAGCAGCCGUGGAUGGGCAGCAGCGGACGUGUUCUACCACUUCGUGGCAGCGGUCCUCUACCUCAGUGCUGCUGUCCCUUUGGCUAAAGUGACCAUUGACAUGGGAGAUAUCUCUCCAAGAAAUACCACCCAGGAUAAAUACUACAAAAUGAACAUCUCAUCUUCCGUGUUUGCCUACAUUGCUACACUACUCUAUUUUGUCCAUGCCAUAUUCUCUGCCAUUAGAUGGAAGAGCUUCUAGAGAGUCUUGUCCUGGCAGGAACUUCUGUAGGACGUCAAAGCAUUGAGCUGAAAAUUGUUUAGAUCUACAUUGUAACACAAUUCAAUUGUAUACAUUUCUUCAUUUAUUCAGCUGCAUGCCUCGGUGCAGUUAAUAUCAUGAUUUAUGUAAAACACAUGAAUUGUAUCCUUAUUUUUGUAAAAACAGACAAAUGAUAUAAUUUAAGUAACAGGUUUUAUGAAAUAACAUUUUAGAUGUAUGCCAAAACAUUGUGUGUUAUCUAAAUUUGCCUUUUCAUGUAGGAUGAAAUAAAAUCAAAAUCUUAAAAUA